Rosa chinensis is the source of this 1914-nucleotide messenger RNA. RefSeq lists its product as uncharacterized. Lineage: Eukaryota; Viridiplantae; Streptophyta; Magnoliopsida; Rosales; Rosaceae. The transcript has 4 exons. Gene Ontology annotation, molecular function: RNA-DNA hybrid ribonuclease activity; nucleic acid binding. Bases 1 to 1914 code for a protein of 637 amino acids. The record is from RefSeq and is a predicted model, not a curated record.
AUGGUCCAUCACAUGCGACCACUAUACAUUACGGCAGACAUCAGCGGUAUCAAAGUUAGCAAAAUCAUGAUUGACACCGGAGCAGCCGUUAAUGUUGUCACUACUCGGACCAUGCACUUGCUUGGGAUUAAGCGGGAGAAGAUCCAGUCCACGUCUCUUGCACUCAAAAAUUUCGCAGGCACAGUGACAAAAACCUUAGGGCUAUUGUUCUUGCGCAUUAAGGUCGGCCCAGCCGAGGGAGUCUAUGCCUUCUUCGUGACGGAUUGCUAUGCGGCCUACAGUGCCAUUUUGGGCAGAGACUGGAUCCACAGGAGUUACUAUGUACCCUCGACACUUCAUCAAGAGCUGGUUAUGUGGAAUAGGGGAACAGAUACGGCGGAAGUGGUCAAAGCAGAUCCCCGUCCAUUCCCGAAUGCUGGUGCGACUUAUCAAAGAGCCAUGAACUUGAUCUUCCACGAUAUACUGGGAAAGGUUUUAGAGAUAUAUAUCGAUGACGUAGUCGUCAAGUCUCAGAAGGAGGACCAUAUCGCGGAUCUCAGGAAAGUAUUCGAGCGCAUGCGAAGACAUAGACUUAAGAUGAAUCCGGCCAAAUGUGUGUUUGGGGUCCAGGCAGGAGAUUUUUUGGGGUUCAUAGUUCAUCAGCGAGGGAUUGAGGUCCCCGAAGACAAGGCGAGCGCAGUUAUCAACGCGUCUCCCCCGCGGACGAAAAAGGAAUUACAGCGUCUUUUGGGCAAAAUCCAACCGUUCUCGCCAUUACUAAGGUUACAAGGGCAGAAUGAGUUUGUGUGGGAGGCUAAACAUCAAGAGGCUUUCGACAGUAUCAAGGCCUAUUUAGUAAGCCCACCAGUCCUGGUUCCACCCAGAGCCGGGGUCCCAUUAAAGCUGUACAUUUCAACAGCUGAGGCCUCCAUUGGCAGCCUGCUCGCUCAAGACAAUGAGGGAGGUGUCGAGCAUGCUAUAUUUUACCUUAGCCGCACAUUGACAGACUGCGAGACAAGGUACACCCCUAUGGAGAAGCUGUGCCUCACUCUGUACUUUUCAGCGUGCCGCAUUGGCAAAUGGGUAUUGCCUCUCUCAGAGUUCUCGCUCCAGUAUGUACCACAGAAAGCUGUCAAAGGGCAGGCCAUCGCAGACUUUCUCGCACAUCAUCCUACGUUAGAGAUACCCGCACUGAAGGAGUUAGAGAUUGCAUGCACCAAUACAACUCGACCAGAUUUGGCGUGCAUCCCUGAGUACGCGGUUUGGUACCAAGCUACAGUCUCCCUACAGCCUUGGGUUUUAUUCUUUGAUGGCUCAAGAACGGACACACUGGCUGGCGCGGGGAUUGUUCUGGAAAACCCGGCUGGUGACCGCUUCUCUUAUUCUUUCCAGCUAACAUUCCAAUGUACUAAUAAUCAGGCUGAAUAUGAAGCUCUUAUCAUUGGACUCGAAGUCUUACUGGAAAUGGGCGUACGGGACGUUCAGAUUCGCGGCGAUUCUCAGCUCGUUAUAAACCAGCUCCAGGAAAAAUAUCGUUGUGCGAGUUGGUUGCUCGUGCCAUAUCUGAAUCGCGCCGUCGAGCUUCUGGACCAAUUUACCGAUGUCGAUCUGGAACAUAUACCACGCGAGCGUAACUUUGCAGCUAAUGAGCUCGCUCAGUUGGCCACAGGAAUCACAUUGAAGUAUGGAGUGCGCGAGCGCAUUUUGAAAGUUGAGCGUCGCACAUUACCUUUGUGGCUUGCCCGACCUGAUCCACCAGAUGAUCCUGAAGUGGCGGUACUAGAACCUAUUGAUGUGGAUUGGCGAAUCCCGCUGAUUGAGUACCUCAAACAACCAGUUCCCGGAGCUGACAGGAGGAUUCGCUUCCUCGCAUUGAACUACUUCCUUCGAGGCGAUGAAUUACGACGACGUGGGGAGGAUGGCAUAGAUUUUUGA